Messenger RNA from Vitis riparia (riverbank grape), 360 nucleotides. Its product is annotated as stellacyanin-like. The transcript has a single exon. Gene Ontology annotation, cellular component: plasma membrane. The coding region runs from base 1 to 360 and encodes 119 amino acids. Lineage: Eukaryota; Viridiplantae; Streptophyta; Magnoliopsida; Vitales; Vitaceae. The record is from RefSeq and is a predicted model, not a curated record. Gene Ontology annotation, molecular function: electron transfer activity.
AUGGUCAAUUCUCAUACAUGCAGUCUUCAAUACACGGCGGGACGGCACAAUGUCUGCAAAGUGAAUGGUACGACCUUCAUGAACUGCACUAUACCACCAGCAAAUGAAGCUAUUACCACUAGAAAUGAUGUAAUUACACUGGCCGCCCCUGGAAGGAAGUGGUACAUUUGUGGUGUAAACGACCAUUGUGCCAACUAUGGACAGAAGCUUGUCAUCACUAUAUUGGAAGAGUCGGCGUCUCCUGCACCGACCCCCUCCAACCCCACAAUACUAGCACCCAACUUUGCUCAUGGGAUCUCUGGGUCCAGUUAUCAACUUCUGGUGGCAACCAUGGUUGCUCUUGCCUUCCUAGCUGUUUGA